AUGCUUCGAAUACCAAUACCAGCGCCUACUGGUUCCCUCCUCUGGCGCUCACUGCGCGUGUACCAGAUCUACGGAGCCAACACUGAUGUCGGCAAGACUAUUUUCACUACCCUUCUCUGCAUAACAGCUCGCAGGCACUGGCGCAAUGAGGAGACGGUCUUUCUCAAACCUGUUUCGACAGGCGCGGCUGAGGAUGCUGAUGACCGACACAUCCAGAGGUUUGCCCCUGGGACCGUCGCCAAGACGCUCUUUCAGUACGAUCUCGCCGUGAGCCCCCAUCUCGCGGCCCGUCGCUCGAACCAUGCCAUCCCUUCCGACGGCGCCCUUCUUGCUGAGAUCUCUGGGUUCGCCGCCCGCCAUGCUUCUCGCGGUGGGGGAUGGCUCUUCGUCGAGACAGCAGGCGGCGUGCACUCGCCAUCUCCCUCGGGCUCGACCCAGGCCGACCUGUACAUGCCGCUGCGGCUGCCCAUUGUCCUCGUCGGCGACAGCAAGCUCGGCGGCAUCUCGCAGACUAUCUCAGCCUUUGAAUCGCUGAGGAUGCGCGGCUACGACGUCGAGACGGUGCUGCUGUUCCGGGAGACACAGUACCAGAACCAUGUUUAUCUCGCCGAGUACUUCGGUGAGCGCCACGGCAUCCCCGUCAGGACUGUCCCUGCCCCCCCCAAGCGCGCCGAUGAUCCCAGGGCAGACGCCCUGCUGAUGGACGGGUAUUACUCAUCUCAGGAAUCCGGCAGCUGCGCAGAAGGAGGAGAACUGCACUCAACCCUGAUGCACCUCGACGCCCGGCACCAAUCCCGGCUCACCCGCCUCGACUCCAUGGCCAUCGCCGCAUCCCAAAAGAUCUGGUACCCCUUCACCCAGCAGCGGCACCUGACCCCCUCCCAGAUCCUAGUCAUCAACUCGGCGCGCGGCGAUUACUUCCAGACGCUGGUCUCCUCUACCCCUUCCGGCCCAGCCCCCGCCACCGGCACCGGCACCGUCCCGUUUCCCAGCAAGGCAUCGCCGGUCCUCCAGCCAUCCUUUGACGCCUCCGCGUCCUGGUGGACCCAGGGCCUGGGCCACGCCAACCCUUCCCUCACUCUCGCCGCAUCCUAUGCCGCCGGGCGCUACGGGCACGUAAUGUUCGCCGAGGCGGUGCAUGAGCCUGCGCUCGCGCUUGCUGAAACUUUGUUGGAUGGUAUGGCCUCCACAUCAUUUCGAAGCGGUGUUGGUGGUGGUAGUAGUACAAAGAAGCACAGUCCUCCUCGGCUGUCGCGCGUGUUCUUCUCGGAUAACGGGAGUACCGGGGUGGAGGUCGCGGUGAAGAUGGCGCUGAGGGCCGCCAGGGUGAGGUAUGGCUAUGGAUACGGCCGAGAAAAGGUGGGGGAGGAGGAGGAGGGGUUGGGGGUGCUGGGGCUGCAGGGGAGUUACCAUGGGGAUACCAUUGGCGCCAUGGACUGCUCGGCGCCGGGGGUAUUUAACGAGAAGGUGGAGUGGUAUCGCGGUAGAGGUUUUUGGUUUGGACAUCCUGUUGUGGAGUGCCGCGGUGGGAAGUGGAUGGUGAGCGGGUUUCCCGAGGGGAUGAUGAGGGAGGAUGGUUGCGGGGAGGUUGAGUACCCUUCGCUGUCGGAUGUUUUUGAUGUCGAGGCGAGAGAGGCGAGGGGGGAAGGGCGGGUCUAUGAGAAGUUCAUUCGGCGCACGCUGGAAGAACUGACCGGCCAGGGACGCAGGUUCGGGGCGCUCAUGAUCGAGCCUGUUGUCCUCGGUGCGGGAGGGAUGCUGAUGGUAGACCCUCUUUUCCAGCGAACGCUCGUAAACGUCGUCCGGCAGAGCUCAGCCCUAUUCAGCCGUAACGGGACCACAUACCCCUCGGCUGACGACGACGGAACAACCUGGACAGGUCUGCCCGUCAUCUUCGACGAGGUAUUCACAGGCCUGUACCGCCUCGGGCGCUUCAGCGCCGCGUCGUUCCUCGGCGUCGACGCGGACAUAUCUGUGCACGCCAAGCUGCUGACCGGCGGGCUGGUGCCGCUCAGCGUGACGCUCGCGUCCGAGAGCAUCUUCCGGGCGUUUGAGAGCGACGACAAGAGCGACGCCCUGCUGCACGGCCACAGCUACACGGCACACCCGGUCGGGUGCCAGGUGGCGCUUGAGAGCAUCCGAGAGAUGCAGCGGAUGGAGGCGCGCGGGGACUGGGACUGGGCGAGGGAUGCGAGCGGUGCUCAGACACUUGAGGUUCUCUCGGCCAGCGAUCUUGUCUGGUCCGUCUGGAGCCCAGAGUUUGUCCUCUGGGUCAGCCAACUGCCGGCGAGCUUCGUGGGUGGUGUGUGGGCUCUCGGCUCCGUUUUGACCAUUCGGCUGACCAGCGUGGAUGGCAAUCAGGGGUACAAGGGCAGUGCCGCGAGGGCCGUCCGCGAUGCGCUCCUCCAGGGCCGGUCGGGCGUUGGCGAGGCCCGGUGGAACGUGCACAGCCGCGUGCUGGGAAACACUCUGUACCUCAUGGCAGGCCAGAAGACGACUCAGGAAAGCGUCCGACUGGUUCAAGAUCUGUUGCGGGAUGCUCUGCUGAAAGCCCAGAAUGCACAGCAGCAUUGA
Messenger RNA from Parathielavia appendiculata, 2574 nucleotides. RefSeq names its product PLP-dependent transferase. The record is from RefSeq and is a predicted model, not a curated record. Lineage: Eukaryota; Fungi; Ascomycota; Sordariomycetes; Sordariales; Chaetomiaceae. Gene Ontology annotation, molecular function: pyridoxal phosphate binding; dethiobiotin synthase activity; S-adenosyl-L-methionine:8-amino-7-oxononanoate transaminase activity. Bases 1 to 2574 code for a protein of 857 amino acids. Gene Ontology annotation, cellular component: mitochondrion. The transcript is spliced from 4 exons. Gene Ontology annotation, biological process: biotin biosynthetic process.